This is a messenger RNA of Tachysurus fulvidraco (yellow catfish), 863 nucleotides long. RefSeq names its product butyrophilin-like protein 2. The record is from RefSeq and is a predicted model, not a curated record. NCBI's taxonomy places the organism in Eukaryota, Metazoa, Chordata, Actinopteri, Siluriformes, Bagridae. The transcript has 4 exons. Bases 190 to 591 code for a protein of 133 amino acids.
GAAAUAGUUUCCGUCUCUCACACAGAGUCACUGCACCAUUACACUUCCUGCUGUAACGGACUGAUACAGGAGGAAUAUAUGUGUAUAUGUAGACAGGGGACAUUUUAAACACGGUGUUUAAACCCUAAUGAGUUAAAUACCGAAUAUGUGGCGCUCUGAAAUGUGGAAACACUUCAGUUAAAGUAUCAGAUGUGUUUAUAUGAGGAACAGGAAAGUCUGAAUCUACAGAAAGAGAUAAAGAUGGCGACUGCAAGCACUAAGUUUAAACUCAUUGGUCCCAGUGAUAGAGAACAGUAUAAUGGCUCUGCUGUUACUGUCUCAUGUCGUCUGUCUCCUGAAAUCAGUGCUGUUGACUUGGAGAUCCGGUGGUUUAAGGAGACAGACUGUGUUUGUGUUUAUAAGAACAGUAAGGUGACAGAGGGGAGAGGUUAUGAGGGCAGAGUGAGUCUGUUCACUCAGGAGCUGGAGAGAGGAAACGUCUCCUUACAGCUGAGAGACUGUACAGAGUCAGAUGAUGGAUAUUACCUCUGUCAGGUCAUUGAUGGAGACAGAACAGAAGAGAUUACAGUAUUUAUGGCGGUAAGUAAAUAACUUGACUUCACACUAAUAGUAAAAGCUGAUAUUUUAUAAACUUAUCACAUAUAUUACAUUUUAAUCCAGGAAUCAAAUAGAAACAUAAAGAUGAUUUUCAGAUCAUGUUUAUGUGAAGGAGUCUGAUCAGUAAGUGAGAUUCCACUUCCAUCAGUCAGCUUCUUUCCCACAAUGCACCUGUGUGUAACCUCACUGCAGUGUAAUAAUGUACAGAGACGUUUACCGUGUCGAGUAAAAGACACAACAAACACACAGCUUUAUGAACAAAGUAA